Molecule: messenger RNA, 5124 nt
Organism: Betta splendens (Siamese fighting fish)
Lineage: Eukaryota; Metazoa; Chordata; Actinopteri; Anabantiformes; Osphronemidae
Gene: ubap2l
Product: ubiquitin associated protein 2-like
Exons: 30
Coding region: 202-3819 (1205 amino acids)
Cellular component (GO): nucleus; cytoplasm
Molecular function (GO): protein binding
Source: RefSeq, a predicted model, not a curated record
UUAUUGUGUGAGCGAGUCGGCUCGUUAUAUUUUCUGAACUUAGUUGAUCAGACGGGUGUUCAGGAGUUAUAUCCUGUCCUAAAUCCAACUAGAAGGUCAACAUCGAGACCACUUGCCGGUCGGUCUUAUAUCAGUGUCUAAUAUUGAGCCGGGUUUCUGGUGUUAUUUCUUUGUAAAUACUGUUAUUUGUAUAUACUGUAAAUGAUGACAUCCAUGGGCGGGAACCGAGCCCGGGGCAGCUGGGAGCAGACACAGGGCCAGACACAGACCCAGACACAGCACAAGCAGAGGCCUCAGGCUACCGCAGAGCAGAUUCGACUUGCUCAGAUGAUCUCAGAUCACAAUGAUGCAGACUUUGAAGAGAAGGUCAAACAGCUGAUUGACAUCACAGGCAAGGACCAGGACGAGUCCAUGAUCGCACUGCACGAUUGCAAUGGGGAUGUCAACAGAGCCAUUAACGUUUUGCUGGAGGGUAGCCCAGACACUGACUCCUGGGAAAUGGUGGGGAAGAAGAAAGCGGUGUCGGGCCAAAAGGAAACUAGCCAGACAGAGGCAGGAGAGGAAGGAAAAGAGAACAGGGAGAAAGGAGGAGAGAAAGAAGCAGCACGUCGCCGAGGUGGAGCGCCGCGGAAGGGCCGCGGAGCCAGCAGAGGACGGGAGUUUCGUGGUCAGGAGAACGGCUUGGACGGCGGGAAGGCAGGAGUGGCUGGAAGAGGUGCAGAGCGAGGUCGAAGGGGCCGGGGCAGAGGAAGAGGGGCUGUUGGAGUAUCUGGACGGCGAGGAGGCAGAUUUUCAGCACAGGGAAUGGGCCAGAUUGAUAAGGGGCCCAGAUAUAUUGCAGGAAGUGAGAGAACGUUCAACCCUGCUGACUAUGCAGAGCCAGCCCAGACGGAAGAAAGCUACGGAGGGGGCAACACCUGGAACAACACACGGAGCGCGGACAUGGAGGAGGGAGCCCGGUUGGAGUACUCUGCAGGGGAGGGAACAAACUACCCACCCAAGUUUGACUCUGCUCCUGGUGCAUGGAGGACUGCCACAGAAGAGUGGGGAACUGAGGACUGGAAUGAGGAUCUUUCAGAGACAAAGAUAUUCACUGCAUCUAGUGUGGCAUCCAUCCCUCUCCCCCAAGAAAAUGUUACCAUCACCAAAGGACAGAGGAUUGACCUUGCAGUGCUCUUGGGAAAGACUCCCCCAACUUCCUCCUCAGAGACUGAAAAUCCCCCCAUGGAAGCCACGCAGCCCCCUUCCUUGUCCCAGUCACUUGUUUUCAGCAACUCCAAACAAGGGGUACUGCUGUCCCAGCCACCCUCCAGCACCCCUUACAGCCAGCACAGUAUGGCCAACAUGCUGAGCAAGGGUUUCGGGGAUGUGGGGGACCCAAAAGGAGGUAGCACAGGGACCACUGGUUCUCAGUUCCUGGAACAGUACAAAACAGCCCAAGCCCUGGCCCAGCUGGCAGCUCAGCACUCCCAGACUGGACCUCCCAAUACGGCCCAGUCCUCCUGGGACACCAGUACCACCUCACUGGGGCAGUAUGAUAUGAAGACUCAGUCAGAGUCUGCAGUCCACACACCCUUUACGAAGAGGCCCUAUCAGGCUGCCUCCUCAUCCUCGUCCAUGUUGGAUGUUUUCCUGCAGGAAAAAGGCCUGCCUCCUUCUUCCUCAGUCUCUUCAUCUUCUUCCUUACCCCAACAAACAGCCUCACCCCACGUGGUGCCUCCGUCUGCUUCUUCCCUUCCAAAAAUGGCAGCCGUUCCUCCUUUAGGUCAGCAAGUUUCUUCAAGUUCCUCAGAUGCCCAGGGUUCCAGUCCACUGCCUUUACAGCAGCACAAACUCAAACAGCAGAAGAAGAGGACUUCAAUUACAACAAAGAUUCCAGCAAUGGCAGUGGAGAUGCCAGGCUCGGCAGACAUCACGGGGCUCAAUCUUCAGUUUGGAGCACUGCAGUUUGGGUCAGAACCAGUUCUGCCAGAGUAUGAGUCUGCCCCAAGCACCACAACGCCAGCCAGCCAGGUUCAGAACAGUCUGUACACUAGCCCCAGCAGCGAGCCGAAUCCAGCUCUCUCUAACUCCAGCCAGAUGGAUCUGUAUGAUCAGAGAGCAUCUCAGACACGACACUAUCCUACUUCGGUCUCCUCCUCUCCUCAGAAGGAUAUGCAGUCCAAGAAUGGCUUCAAUUCAAUACAAGCAUCGCAAUCUGUGGAUGCUGCAGCAGGCUCUGCAGUGUCAGUCAAGCCGGCCCCAGAUUCGGUCACGCCAGCGUCAGUCUCCAGCAUGGGCACUUUGACAGACAGCAGUUCAGGCCCCGCCUCCUUGUUGACGACACCCAAUCAGACGUCCCUCGGUGCUCUGGGGCAUGGUGAAGAAAUGCCUCCAAGCACUAUCCCCCCCCCUCAGCACAACAACGCUCACCCAUCACAACAGAACAGUCUUGUGCCAUCUUCAGUCCGGACAUCCAACUCAGGCUUACUGCAUCCCAGUGUUGACGGGGAUUCAAGCUUGCACUCCUCCUUCCCUACGUCUGUGUCAGCCGGUCCCUCAUCGUCGGUCGUCCCCACCUCCUCCGUGGCGGCUGCUGCGCAGGUGUCCCUGGGGGCCCCCCAGGCCUCCUCAGUGGGCUCUGCCACAGUUUCAGCUCCUUCUGGUCUCAGUCCUGUCAACAGUCUGGCAAUGGGUCUCAACACUGCCGCUAUGGGUGCACCAACUGCAGCUGCCACGGUUUCAGUCUCCACGACCGUUGCAGCCAUUCCUUCUUCAGCUACUUCCUCCUCCACACGCAGCUCUGCAGCAUCCUCAGGGAAAGCACCUCCUAACCUGCCACCCGGAGUGCCCCCUCUACUGCCUAACCCAUACAUCAUGGCUCCAAGUCUACUGCAUGCCUACCCUCCUCAGGUGUAUGGCUAUGAUGACUUACAGAUGCUGCAGACAAGAAUACCACUGGAUUAUUACAGCAUUCCCUUUGCAACUCCCACGACAGCACUGACGGGCAGAGAGGGCAGCCUCACAAGCAACCCCUACUCUGGCGACUUAUCAAAGUUCGGUCGAGGCGAUGCAUCGUCCCCAGCUCCAGCCACCACAUUAGCUCAGACGCAACAGAACCAGACUCAGACACAUCACACCACACAGCAGCCUUUUCUCAACCCGGCACUGCCGCCUGGCUACAGCUACACGAGCCUCCCAUACUACACUGGCAUGCCAGGCCUGCCCAAUACCUUCCAGUACGGACCUGCUGUGUUUCCGGUUGCUCCUACCUCGUCAAAGCAGCACGGUGUGAAUGUUGGUGCAUCAGCCACACCCUUCCAGCAGGCUAGUGGCUAUGGUUCCCAUGGAUACAGCACUGGCUAUGAGGAUGUGGGCCAGGCUUCAGGGAGUGGGGAUUUCUGUAAGGGCGGAUACGGCAGUGCCGCUGCCGCUUCUGCACAAAACAAGCCAGCCAGCUCUGUCACCGGGCCUGGAGUCGGAGUCUCUGUGACGUCAAGCAACACAGGCGUACCGGACAUUUCAGGGUCUGUUUACACAAAGACACAGUCGUUUGAUAAGCAGGGUUUCCACACUGGCACGCCAGCAGCGUCGUUUAGCCUGCCCUCCGCUUUAGGGAGCGGGGGACCCAUCAACCCCCCAGCUGCUGCUGGCUAUGCCCCGGCCCCAUUCAUGCACAUCCUGGCACCGCACCAACAACCCCACUCUCAGAUUCUGCACCACCACCUGCAGCAGGACGGACAGAGCGGCACUGGACAGCGCAACCAGAAUGCCUCUAUUCAGCAGAAGUCUCAGAUCAACAAGUCUGGAUACAACAGCUACAACUGGGGGGCAAACUAACAUCUGCUGCCGGAGCCCCUAAUGCCACUGAGCGAAGCUAGGAGGGGGCUCGUCACUCCUUCCGCAAACAGUCUCUACAUAUAAACCCCCUCAUCCCCCUCCCCAGUCUCUGGGCCCAGCACUCCUGCAGCUCUGACCGCGGUCGGAGGUGGUGCUGUGCCGAGAGAACGAGCACUGGUGAUGGUGCGUGGGCAGGAGGGAUGCGGAGGAGAACAGAGAUUGGAUCUUAAAUGGUUGUAGAAAUACACCGUUAAGGUGAAAUAUUGAGUGUUGGGAAUUUGUAUUAUGUUAAUUGCCCUGCCCUGACCUCUUUUUCUUUGACCUGUAUGUAACAUAGAACUGUUUUCUAAAGGAGUGAACUUUUCCUGUUUGUUUUUUGUUUGUUUGUUUCCCCCUCUUUUUCUUAUUUUGCUGAUGGGGAGGAAUGAAGGGAUACCUGAAGGUGGGGGGACAGGCUGGUUUUGUAUUUCUCACCCUCAUCUCCCCACUCCUUGAUUUUGAUCUAGCCCUUCCCACUCACACAAAAUGCCCGAACACAAAGAUUUGCUUAAUUUAAGGUUUAGUUGUUGUUUUUCUUUCUUUCUUUUUUAUGUAAUUUUAGGGUUUGAAGAACAAUUCUCUAAAUUGGUAGAGUUGUGAAGUUUAUUUUUUACCAAAUAUAGAUAUAUUAUAUAUAAAGACGUAUAAGCAAGCUCACUGGCUUGGACUGUGAGGAAAGUGUGUUUGUCAUGUGACUGCGUGCAUGUUUGUACACACGGGCCGUGGUUGUGUACUGUGCUUAGUUUUUUGCCUAGCACAGAUUUUUUUCAUUAUCCAGCACUUGUACAGUAACUGUUCCCAUGAAAUAUAAGUAUGUUCCAUAAAGGCCCCAUUUUUAUUUUCUGCAAUAUAUGUUGAGAAUAAAUUCUAAGGCCAAUACACACCCAAUCUGCCUUCACAUGUUGUUUAUUUGCCCCGCUUUACCACCUGUCCCCUGAUAGUGAGGAAACCUGCAGCAUUCAAUACUGAUGGACAGAAUUGUACUAUGGGAUUUUUGUCAGUGACUUUUUUUUCUUUUCUUUUUUUUGUACUGUGCGUUUUAAAAAUUUAAAUGGAUAAAGUUGUCUUGUACAUAUAUAAAAAAAAAACAUGAGUACUGUAGUUCGUUUGUUCGAUGGCUUUCUCUUUUCCCUUCUCGAACCCUUGCAGACUUGUUAGUGUUUUGUUUCAUAUUUUUUUUUUAUUUUGUAAAAAUAUAAAUAUUAAGUAAAUAAACAAAAAGGCAUUUUCAUCAUUUUGGAUGUGGAUGUCUUUUAAUAAACUUUG